Molecule: messenger RNA, 1791 nt
Organism: Macroventuria anomochaeta
Lineage: Eukaryota; Fungi; Ascomycota; Dothideomycetes; Pleosporales; Didymellaceae
Exons: 6
Coding region: 1-1791 (596 amino acids)
Biological process (GO): regulation of DNA-templated transcription
Molecular function (GO): sequence-specific DNA binding; DNA-binding transcription factor activity
Source: RefSeq, a predicted model, not a curated record
AUGGCUUCUGUCGCAGAAGCUCGCCGGAGCCCGUUCUCUGGCGACCACAACCCGAACAUGCACAGGUCGAUUCCCAUCCUACCCUCUUCCAGCUCCUCGCUAGCACCUCCGCGAGACCCAAUGGACAUCACGCCGUCCUCAACCUCGGCCAUGGGCCCACCCAGCCUGAUUGCGCCAAGUAUAGAUCGACAACACCUCACGCCGACACACCAGACACACGCGCAGAGUCAAUUAGCGAACGGCGAUUCAGACAACAACACGCCCAACGGCAAUGGCAGUUCUGCGCCCGCGGUGGGCGCUGCAGCAGCCGCACAGCAACCCAAGGUGGUUCAGACGGCAUUCAUACACAAACUCUACAACAUGCUCGAAGACCAAAGCAUCCAGCAUCUCAUUUCUUGGUCUAGCACAAAUGAAAGCUUCGUCAUGUCUCCUUCCAGCGAGUUCUCAAAAGUCCUGUCUUCAUAUUUCAAGCACACCAACAUCUCAUCUUUCGUGCGACAAUUGAACAUGUACGGUUUUCAUAAAGUGAGCGACGUAUUCCACACUGGAUCGCCAGACUCACCUCUCUGGGAGUUCAAGCACGGAAAUGGGAACUUCAAGCGCGGCGAUCUUGUAGGCUUGCGUGAGAUCAAACGACGAGCCUCGAGGCACGCGCUCAUACACCGAGACUCUUUCUCCACCCCUAAGAUUCCCAUCGGGUUACCUCCUACACAGCCUGUCGAGCAGCAGAUGCCGGAUCCUGUCGAGUCGCGGCUGAAUGCUUUGGAGUAUAAUUUGCACAACAUGCAUUCGCAGAUUCAGCGAUCAGAAGAUACGUGCGCUUAUCUCAGUCAGAAAGCAGCGGUCUUAAUGGAAGGCAUGAUGCGCUGCCAUCAGUGGAACCAGGAGUUGACUCAUCACAUCAUGGACCUAGUGCCAGAUCCAGAGCACUCUGUGCACAAAAACAUCGCAGUGAUGCAACGAGACAUCAGCCGAUACACCGAUAUGCUACGCACACUAGAUCAACCGGAGGAGCCGUCCUCAGCACGGCAACCGUACUUCAUGCAAGUGGACAACAACGGUCCACCCCUCUCACCACGCGCAAUGCCUCAUGAUCAAUAUCCAGAUUCUCGGCGAGGAUCAUUGGCUGGCCUUCCACGACAGACGCCGGUGAAGCCUCCAGUUCCAGCGCAUCUUGCAAUCUCACCACGUCGAUAUGGCUCGAUUGGCACAGGGAACUACUCCCCAUCAUCAGCCAGACCGCCAGCUGCACAUCAGCCGCCUCCACCUCCUCCGCCUCCUCCGCCUUCAAUCCAAGCGCCAGGAGGAAAUGGAGGGAAUAACAUGGGAAGCGGCGCAUCGCCUCCUUACAACCACUUCCAGCGACGACACACUUCUGCUGACAUCCGCACCGUUGGCUGGCAACCACAGCCCCCACCCACACAUUCGCCAUACGCAUCUGGCCACAACUCUACACAAUGGCCUUCUUCACCACAUAGAGCACCGAUUGGUGGUGGCGACGAGCAACUUCGCAACGCUCUAGAAUCAUAUCAGCUUCCUCGAGGCCCUCGUGGGCGGACAUCGAGGCAGGGCACACCACCAGAUGGCCCUCCAUCGUCACUGAACCCAGACAGUGGUUGGACUCUUCCUGGAGCCCGAUACCCGUUUAAAGGCUUCGAUACACCUGGCCCGCCAACACGUCGUUCCAGCAUGGCAUCAAAUGUGCAUUCUCUUCUUAACCCUGCCGAGACAGCUGAGCGAGCAGACGAAGAUGAGCCCGAGGACCCUAGGAAGCGGAAGAGGAUGCAGUAA